Sphenostylis stenocarpa is the source of this 1359-nucleotide messenger RNA. NCBI's taxonomy places the organism in Eukaryota, Viridiplantae, Streptophyta, Magnoliopsida, Fabales, Fabaceae. The record is from the annotation of a GenBank genome assembly.
AUGGUUGAUUUACAUUGGAAAUCAAAGAUGCCAGGUUCGGACAUGUCCUCCAAGUCUCCUAAACUCUCUCUCCCCACCAAGUCCUUACCCUCUCUGCAACUACCUUUCCGCACCUCAGAUAUCUCUCCCGCUGCACCUUCACUAUGUGCUGCAUACGAUUACUAUCUCUCUCUUCCACAACUCAGAAGCCUUUGGAAUUCAAGAGACUUCCCCAAUUGGAACAAUGAAUCGAUAUUGAAACCUGCCUUGCAAGCUUUAGAAAUCACUUUCCGCUUACUUUCACUUGUUUUCUCCGAUCCCAGACCUCAUUCCAACCACACAGAAUGGAACCGUAGGAUAGAGUCCCUGGCUAUUCAUCAGAUUGAGAUCAUAGCCAUGCUAUGCGAAGACGAGGAACAAAAUUCUCAGACACGUGGCACUGUUCCGACAGCUGAUCUCAGUUUAGAUGCCAUAAACAACAGCAAGAGCCGAAGCUACAGCGAGGCCAGCCUUCUUCCGCGGCUUGCCACUUGGUACAAAUCCAAGGAUGUGGCACAGAGGAUUCUUCUCACCAUAGAAUGCCAAAUGAGGAGGUGUAGCUACACCCUAGGGUUGGGAGAGUCGAACCUGGCGGGGAAACCGAACCUGCUCUAUGACCACGUGUGCAAACCGAGCGAAAUCCACGCUCUUAAAACGACGCCGUACGAUGAGCGCGUGGAGAACCAUGAGAAUCACGCGGUGCAUGCCACGCACCAGAUCGCCGAGUCGUGGAUCUACGCGUCGCGGAAGCUUCUGGAGAGGAUCUCGGACGCCAUUCUCUCUAGAAGGUUGGAGCAGGCGGCGGAGGACUGCCACGCGGUGGAGCGGAUCUGGAAGCUUCUCGCGGAGGUGGAGGAUCUCCACCUGAUGAUGGAUCCGGACGAAUUCCUGCGGCUGAAGAACCAGCUCUCAGUGCGCGGCGAAACGGCAUCGUUCUGCUUCAGAUCAAAGGAAUUGGUGGAACUUACGAAGAUGUGCAGAGAUCUGAGGCACAAGGUGCCGGAGAUAUUGGAGGUGGAGGUCGAUCCAAAGGGAGGUCCGAGGAUUCAAGAAGCGGCGAUGAAACUCUACGUCUCAAAGAGCGCAUUCGAGAAGGUUCACGUGUUGCAGGCGAUGCAGGCGAUUGAGGCGGCGAUGAAGAGGUUCUUCUACGCGUAUAAACAAGUUUUGACGGUGUUGAUGGGAAGCUCGGAGGCUAACGGCAACCGAGUUGGACUGAGUUGCGACACGGGUGACUCGUUGACUCAGAUAUUCCUUGAACCGACGUACUUUCCAAGCUUGGAUGCCGCCAAGACUUUUCUCGGAUACUUCUGGGAUAAUAACGAUAAUAAAUGGCCAUGA